AGGAUCGGCCCGGUACGGGGCGACCGCCACCCCUCCCGCCGACCCGACUCCCGGCAGAGGCCUCUGGCCCCAGCCCGAGCCACCCCCCCGGCUUGCGGCCGCCUCCCCCCGUGCGGGAUGAACACAGCCGCGGCCGCCUCGGGGCCCCAUGGAGGAGCAGCCGCCGCCGCCGCCGCCGGUCCGCCCGCCAGCGAGAAUGACCUUGUUGGGCAGCCCACACCCCGGAGCCCCCUCCGCGGCCGGCGCACCUGGAGGGACUUCCUCCGCGGCCACCGCGGCGGCCGUGCUCUCCUUCAGCACCGUGGCGACCGCGGCGGCCGCGGCGCUGGGGAACCAGAGCGACGGGAACGGGGGCGACAGCACUGGCGCCUCGGCUGGCGGCGGCCUCGGCGGGCCCCGGGCGGCGGGGGCGGCGGGGAGGCCGCCGCCGGGCCCCGAGGCGGCGCCGCUGCUGUCGCACGGCGCGGCGGUGGCAGCCCAGGCGCUCGUGCUCCUGCUCAUCUUCCUGCUGUCUAGCCUGGGCAACUGCGCGGUGAUGGGGGUGAUCGUGAAACACCGGCAGCUCCGCACCGUCACCAACGCCUUCAUCCUGUCUCUGUCCCUGUCGGACCUGCUCACGGCGCUGCUCUGUCUGCCCGCCGCCUUCCUGGACCUGUUCACGCCGCCAGGGGGCUCGGUCCCCGCCGCCGCCGCCGCCCCCGUCGCCCCCGCCGCGGGGCCCUGGCGCGGCUUCUGCGCCGCCAGCCGCUUCUUCAGCUCGUGCUUCGGCAUCGUGUCGACGCUCAGCGUGGCCCUCAUCUCGCUGGACCGCUACUGCGCCAUCGUGCGGCCGCCGCGGGAGAAAAUCGGUCGCCGCCGCGCGCUGCAGCUGCUGGCGGGCGCCUGGCUGGCGGCCCUGGGCUUCUCCUUGCCCUGGGAGCUGCUCCGCUCGCCCCGGGAGCCCCCGGCGGCCCAGAGCUUCCACGGCUGCCUGUACCGGACGUCCCCGGACCCCGCGCAGCUGGGCGCGGCUUACAGCGUGGGGCUGGUGGUGGCCUGCUACCUGCUGCCCUUCCUGCUCAUGUGCUUCUGCCACUACCACAUCUGCAAGACGGUGCGCCUGUCCGACGUGCGCGUGCGGCCCCUGACCACGUACGCGCGCGUGCUGCGCUUUUUCAGCGAGGUGCGCACGGCCACCACCGUGCUUAUCAUGAUCGUCUUCGUCAUCUGCUGCUGGGGGCCCUACUGCUUCCUGGUGCUGCUGGCUGCGGCUCGGCAGGCCCAGGCCGCGCAAGCCCCCUCGCUCCUCAAUGUGGUGGCCGUCUGGCUGACCUGGGCCAAUGGGGCCAUCAACCCUGUCAUCUACGCCAUUCGCAACCCGAACAUUUCGAUGCUCCUGGGGCGCAACCGGGAAGAGGGCUACCGGACUAGGAACGUGGACGCUUUCCUGCCCAACCAGGGCCCCGGUCUGCAGGCCAGAAGCCGCAAUCGCCUUCGAAACCGCUACGCCAACCGGCUGGGAGCCUUCAGUAGGAUGUCCUCUUCCAACCCGUCCAGCGGGAUGGGAGGGGACGUGGCCAUGUGGGCUCGAAAAAACCCAGUUGUGCUUUUCUGCAGGGAGGGGCCCCUAGAACCAGUGACAGCAGCGGUCAAACAGCCUAAGUCUGAAGCUGGGGACACCAGCCUCUAAGAAAGGUUGGGAUUCACAGCUUGUAAAGGCAAAUUUUCAGCUGCACCGUUUGAUGAUACGGGAUUCUGGGGAGAAUCGUGUAUUUCAUAAAGCCAAACAUUUAAAAAAGAGACAGAGGGGGAGGCUUACCCCUUCCCCCAAACAACAUACAAGACAAUGUGCCCUUCUUCAAAAGUGCCAUGUGUAAAAUGCAAAAAUUAAAAUAUUAAACCACACAA
Acinonyx jubatus (cheetah) is the source of this 1887-nucleotide messenger RNA. RefSeq names its product G protein-coupled receptor 135 (gene GPR135). Gene Ontology annotation, biological process: G protein-coupled receptor signaling pathway. Gene Ontology annotation, cellular component: membrane. NCBI's taxonomy places the organism in Eukaryota, Metazoa, Chordata, Mammalia, Carnivora, Felidae. The coding region runs from base 149 to 1669 and encodes 506 amino acids. The transcript has a single exon. The record is from RefSeq and is a predicted model, not a curated record. Gene Ontology annotation, molecular function: G protein-coupled receptor activity.